Messenger RNA from Astyanax mexicanus (Mexican tetra), 7119 nucleotides. Its product is annotated as protein bicaudal C homolog 1. Gene Ontology annotation, cellular component: cytoplasm. Gene Ontology annotation, molecular function: protein binding; RNA binding. The coding region runs from base 206 to 3166 and encodes 986 amino acids. The record is from RefSeq and is a predicted model, not a curated record. The transcript has 22 exons. NCBI's taxonomy places the organism in Eukaryota, Metazoa, Chordata, Actinopteri, Characiformes, Acestrorhamphidae.
UCUCUCCAGCCAGAGGCGCGGAAUUACAGCGGUGUUCAGCGGGGAGGAGAGGACUGCGAUGCCGCGUAGCUUUCUCCCUUUUCUCGCUCCGCGGGAAUGUGUGUGAGCGGGAGCUGAGCGCGCGCCUCUGUGUGUUUGAAAGAGUGAGUGAGGGGCAGUGAGUGAGCCUGCGUGUGAGACUCGGUAGCGGUAACUCCGUGAAACCAUGGCCGCUCAGCACGACUCUCUAAGCGGCUACGUGCAGCACUCGGACCCGGGCUCCAACAGCAGCGAGCGGAGCGCGGACUCCCCGCCGCCUGGAUCCGAGGACUCGGGCGGAGCUCCGGCUCCAGCUGACCCGGAGUGGACGGAGGAGCGGUUCAGGGUGGACCGCAAGAAGCUGGAGGUCAUGUUAUUAGCCGCCGCCGAGGGGAGGGUGAAUGGAGGCGAGGAUUUCUUUCAGAAGGUCAUGGAGGAGACCAGUACUCAGAUUGCAUGGCCUUCAAAGCUGAAGAUAGGAGCCAAGUCUAAGAAGGAUCCACAUAUAAAAGUGAGUGGGAAACGGGACAAUGUGAAGGAAGCCAAGGAGAAGAUCAUGUCUGUCCUUGAUACAAAGAGUAAUCGCGUGACUCUGAAGAUGGACGUCUCACACACAGAACAUUCCCACGUCAUCGGGAAAGGAGGGAACAACAUCAAGAAGGUGAUGGAGGACACGGGCUGCCACAUCCACUUCCCCGACUCCAACCGCAACAACCAGGCCGAGAAGAGCAACCAGGUGUCCAUCGCAGGCCAGCCAGGAGGGGUGGAGGCAGCCCGGGCCAGAAUCAGGGAGCUGCUCCCCCUGGUGUUGAUGUUCGAACUGCCGGUCAUAGUGCAGCUGAACCCUGAUCCCAGCUCUCCAGCCAUCCAGCACAUCUCCCAAACCUACAACAUCUCUGUGGCCUUCAAACAGCGCUCCAGGCUCUAUGGUGCUACAGGGGUCGUGAGAGGAUCACAGAACAACGUCGCAGCUGUCAAACGAGGCACCGCCGUGUUGCUGGAGCAUUUAGCCGGGAGCCUGGCAAGCGCCAUCACCGUGAGCACUCAGCUGGACAUCGCACCCCAGCACCACCUCUCCAUGAUGGGCCGUAACGGCAGCAACAUCAAGCACAUCAUGCAGCGCACUGGCGCCCAGGUCCACUUCCCCGACCCAAACUGCCCCCAGAAAAAAUCCACCGUCUACAUCCAGGGCUCCAUCGACUCGGUCUGCCUCGCACGCCAGUACCUCAUGGGCUGUCUGCCGCUGGUGCUGAUGUUCGAUAUUAAAGAGGACGUGGCAGUAGACCCACAGUGCGUCACGUCUCUCAUGGAGCAGCUGGACGUGUUCAUCAGCGUCAAACCCAAACCCAAGCAGCCUAGCAAGUCUGUGAUCGUGAAGAGCGUGGAGAGGAAUGCUCUGAACAUGUAUGAAGCCCGGCGGUAUCUCCUGGGUUUGGACAGCAGCGGGGUGUUCAUCUCCACUUCCUCUAGCAGUAGCAGCAGCAGCAGCAGCAGCCCACCAGCCGCCCCCACCCCACUCAGCUGCGCUGUGGGGCUCGAUAUCCUCACUUCAGCUGGCCUGGGCCUUACCAGCUUAGGUCUUCUGGGGCCAACAGCCGCCUCCUUAAGCGCUCCAUCAACCCCCAACUCCCUGCUCAAUGCUCUCAACAGCUCCAUCAGUCCCCUGCACGCUCCCUCCUCCGGGACCCCCAGCCCUACACUAUGGUCAAACUCACUGGCCAGUCCAACCAGCACUCCAGUGUAUGGGCUCUAUUGCACACCUGCAGGGCAAGGAUUUUCAUCAGCGCUGAUGAUCCAUCCUGCCACCCAGGCCACACUGACCAACAUCCUGCUGUCUGGGGUCCAGAGUUACACCCACAACACACCCUCUCCUCCCCCAGGCCUGGCCCCCAUCGACCCACAGGUCAAUGGGGUCCCGGACUGCAGCAAGGCCGUGUCCACUCUCAACGGCAAGCACCCCAGCUCCAUGUACAGCAGAAUGUCUACUGCCUCUUUGGCUGAGAAGGUCCUAAAUGCAGCUCAUGGUGAUUCUGUCCAGGAGGCCAGCGCCCACCGUCCAUCUGAGCCCCUGUCCAGCAAGUCCAGCCAAGACCAAGGCUCCGAUACGUUUGUGGAGGUGGGGAUGCCGCGUAGCCCCUCUCACUCGGGGAACAGCAGUGAACUGAAACAGAUGCUGGCCUCCUGCAAAACGGCCUCAGGCAAGAGGCAGGCUGUGGAGUUACUGCAGGGCACCAAAAACUCCCAUCUACAUUCAGAUUGUUUACUCUCAGACUCUGAAUCCAGUGCGUCUGACAGUCCUGUAGCGGAUAAGCGAGCGCCGGGCAGUGAGAGAGCAGCAGAGCGAGCCGCCCAGCAGAACUCAGAGAGAAUCCGCCUCCCUCCACCGUCCACCUUCCCCAACAUGCAGGCUUUCGACUAUGAGCAGAAGAAGUUGCUGGCGACCAAAGCCAUGCUCAAGAAGCCAGUGGUGACAGAGGUCCGCACACCAACCAACACGUGGAGCGGCCUGGGCUUCUCCAAAUCCAUGCCAGCGGAAACCAUUAAAGAGUUACGGAGGGCCAACCAUGUGCCCUACAAACCCACCAUGUCCACUACCUAUGAAGGAUCGCCGCUGUCGCUCUCUCGCUCCAACAGCAGAGAGGGUGUGGGAAGCGGCAGUGACUCAGAUAACUGGCGGGAAAGGAACGGGAGCGGGCUCCCGACGCACAGCGACUUCCCAACACCCAUCAGCCCCAAGAGGAAACAGAACAAGACAGUGGAGCAUUACUUGAGCAGCAGCAACUACAUGGACUGCAUCUCCUCUGUGACGGGGAGCAACGGCUGUAACCUCAGCACCUCCCUGAAAGGCUCAGACCUGCCAGAGCUCUUCAGCAAGCUCGGCCUGGGGAAGUACACCGACGUCUUCCAGCAACAGGAGAUCGACCUGCAGACGUUCCUCACCCUCACAGAUCAGGACCUGAAGGAGCUGGGCAUCACUACGUUCGGAGCACGUCGGAAAAUGCUGCUGGCCAUCUCAGACCUAAACAAAAACCGGAGGAAACUCUUUGAGCCGCCCAACAUUCGCUCAUCAUUCCUAGAGGGCGGAGCCAGCGGACGCCUUCCACGUCAGUUUCACGCGGACAUCGCCAGCGUGAGCGGCCGCUGGUAAUAAACCCUGCAGCCGUCUGCCCACUGCCAGCUGAUACCUGGUGGGGGGGGCAGCCUUAACUGCACAAAGCCAUUCCCCGUUCCCCACACCCGGCCUUACAAACAGUACUGGACCAAACCCCGCCCUCUGAAUCAGUGCCAAAAACAAACAAAGAAUGUCUUUCUUCUCUUAGGAAUAAAGGGUAAGUCCACAGGACUCUUGUAAAUGUUUAUUAUGAUUAUUAUGUACGAUUAUUUGGUACUCUAUGCAGUAUGGUACUCAGAACACGGAAAUGAAGGUAGCAUUGAAGGAUCCAUGGAGCUCCCGCACUGCCAUAUACGGAGCUGUCGGAGUACUUGGUUCAUAGUUUUGAUUUUUAUUUAUAUCCUCGUUUUAGGCUUAUGUCAUACUAAUUCUUUGCACUUUAAGAAUACUAAAUACUCUGCCUGAGGGCCGAUACUCCUCUCUGACGGUCUGCCCUAUAAAAUGUGCAAGGAGCGUGAUAGCACUUACAUGGAUAAUCAUGAUAGAGAUAAGGUUUAAAAAAAAAAAAUCACAAAGCUCUCCAACCUACAACGCCUACAGCCAUAUUGUGGAUGUGGAGCGUCCACACCUGCCAUGUUUAUUAUUUGGUCAGUGCCAUGUUCAUCAGUUCAGUUUUCUGGUCAUUUUAGCCAAAUUUGAAUCAGACAGUUGGGUUUAAAACUGAUUUUUUUUGUUGACUAAUCACAGGGCAUCUCACAAUACAAUACGCUGAACAUGAUAACUGAUAUCAUGAUUCUGUGAUACUCAAUAUAUCACAAGACAAUUUUCUACAAUACUUCACACUAUCUGUUUUACUAAAGAUGAAAAAAUACUCCUAAAAAAAAAAAAUACUAGGAAUUAUGGAUUUAAUUCAUAUUUGACGCCACUGUCGAUCUGAUAUGAUCAAAAUGAUACAAUAUAUUACAGUAUUGAUAUAUUGUCCCACCUCUAUUUAGUAUAGAAAGAAAGAAAUGUGUAUUCAUACAUUUUCCCCACUUUUCUAGUUUUAAUUUCUGCUGAUCACAAAAUGAAUUUCAGAAAAAAAAUGAUUUUUGCAUUUUAUAGACAAAAGUAAGUUGGAUUAUACCAUUAGAUUUUUGUAACUAAUACAAACCUUCAUAUGAGACUUGUUGUAGGCGCGUGUCUCGAGAAAUACGAUACACACCUGAAGCUGUGAACAUUACCAGUCAUUCUCUCACGAGGUUGAACCACCGAAGUGCCUUUUCCACAUGCACUGUCCACACUUUCCCCCAGAAAACAGAAACAGCUGAAGAAUUGAAUCCUGUCUAAUGAAGGUACAGCGAUUUGACGUAGAUGUAAAAUGUAGCUAAACCACUCAUGGAAUAAUCUCGCAAUGCAUCGCUUUCUUUUUACAUGUAUAGUAUUCUUGUAUUUGCAUUUAAUUGUUGCGUAUGUUGUAUAUGACCUCGUAUGUGAUGGAGGUACUGUUCAAAUAUGUAUUGUUCAUAUUGCAGUUUUUAUAGUCUUAUGUAUUUUUUGUUCUGUCUACAAGUUUGUCAUUGUCACUUCCAGACAGCAGCAAAGGAGGAUCUGUAGUUUUAUAGAGUUUAUAGUGUGUCAUGUACUCUACCGGUCAAAGGUUUUUAGAACACUCCUAUUUUUUUGUAGUUAUAUUAUCAUCUUAGCUUCUUAUCAUCUGUUAGAAAUCUCUUAGUCCAAUGAUGAGCAUAAGAGCUAAAGUUGCUGUUGCCAUGUGGGUCAGCCAGACGCCUUCCUGUACCAGUUUUCUCCAGUUUUUUUAAGGUAUAGAAAACUAGAAAAAGUACUCACCGCUCUCUGGCUUCAUCUGGAAAGACUUCUACUUUAAAUAGUUUCAGAGUUCUCUGUCUUUCUGUGUCUCUUUCUAGUUAUGAUGAGGAAGGUGUGAUUGUGCUGUGUGUAAGUGUGUAAAUGCUGCAGUAGAGAGAACAGUAACAUCAUGGGCCCUAUCGCCUAUAGCAGAUAUAGGCAUUCUGCUGUUUGAGAAUUUGACAGAUACUCAUUCUCAAUCAUUCUCUCUCUCAAACUCUGCAGUUUAGGAAAUAAAAAAUAAAGAAUAAAUGACUUCGACUGAACAUAAAUAAAUUUUAUUUCACUUUGCUAUUAUUUAACUGAAAUUUGCUUAGAUUGCUUAGAUUUUUUUUAUAUUUUAAAAACGUCAAAGCACAUUGCCACAGUGCUCUCACGUCUCACGGUGCCCAUCAAUUAUAUAAAACUUCAAAACGUGAAAUACACAGAUCUAUAAAGCUUUAUGUUAGUGUUCGUUCCUUAUCAUCAGGGCACAUUUAUUAAAAUAUAAACUAUAUUAAUUCAUUAAAUUAAAUCUUGUCCAGCACUUUAAAAUAAAUAAAACUCAGUUCAGUUAAAUAAACUUAUGAUGAGUAAGAACCUGUAAAGUUAAUUAAAUAUUGUCAAAUAUAAAGGAUAGGUUAAGAUUUUGGUGAGCUGUUUCCAUGAUAUGAAAGUGUUAGUCAGUGUUGCAAACACAACUUUUAUAUUAAUAAUAAACAGAAUAAAUAAUAAAAUAUCAUUGCUGUUCCCUUAAAUGAGCUGCUGGUGUACCUUCACAGCGUGAACAUGCAGGUCAGUAUCCUCUGGUCAGAUGCAGAAAGCACAGCACUUUUAAGAUAGGAACACGCAAAAGUCACAGCUUGUCUGGCUCUUAAAGGGAAUGACAACUGGCACACUGAUUGGUUUCUUUCACGUUAUGCCCAAAACACACCCAUAAAUAAUGAACAUGCCUUUAGAUUUUUUGCGGCCUCAUGAUACCAAAGACACAGGACACGCCCCUAAAUCAGUCUGUGCAAAGCACAAAUGAUCAGUGUGCUAUAGAUCACUAAAAUAGGGCCCCAUCUGUUCCAGCACUGCUUUACUAUUCACUCUACUUCCCUUUUAAAUCCAUUUCUGAAGCUCUUUCCUAAAAAGUUCUUUUAUACAAAAAAUAUUUUCUCAGUUUUAGUUCAUUUUUCCUCUUAAAAGCUCUGUUACUUUACUGCUAACUUUUGUACUAUUUAAUUUCAGAUUAAAUGGCAAAUAUAGAUGGAAAAAAACUGGGGGUGUUCUAAAAUCUUUAGUCGGUAGUGUUUGUUUUUGUUUUUUAAGUCUUUUUUGUUUUUAUUUUGUUUUAUUGUUUUGUUUUGUUUUUAUUAAUACCAAAUUUGGACUAAUGUACAAGUGAAAGGGAGAUGAUAGAAAACUCUCUGUUUUGUGCAGAUCUCCAGUCAGUAUUAAUGAACUGAACAGACUGACUAUGCAAAGAGAUCACUUUGUUGCCAUAUAGUGUAUGUUUACUUAAAGCACAUAAGCCAGAGUGCCAGAAUCGUGUUCCAAUCAAGUUCACAGGCUGCCUGAUUCCAGUGUAUUGCGGUCCUGAUAUACCAUGAUAUACCUGAGAUUCUUAGAUUAGUGCUUUGGAUGAAUCGAGUGUUAUCUCUGUUUUUAUCUGUGUGAUUUGUGACUUGUAAAAGACCAAACUGUAAUCAGUGAUUUGUGGAAUUGUUUUUCUCUCUCUUUCUCAGAGGAGAACAUAAGGAAAAGGCAUUUUCUUACUCUGACAUGGCCUUGUGAUCAGGGCCAGCACUUUUUUUUUUAUAAUUAUUUUGGGCCAAAGUAAGAUGAACAACUAACGGCUCCACAUUGGCGUACAGGACAGCCAUGUUGGAGCGUUAGUUCUGAUAAAUAAGGGAAAAAACGAAAUAAAGCACUAAUCUGUAUUGUUCUGCCAAACGUUCGGUUCUUCCUGACGUACGUAUCGUUAAGUUGCUCAGCCGGCCAGUGCCUUGGGAAUGACUUUUGUCAAAUCUGUGAGUCCGACACAGAUUAAAUACUCCACGGUAAUGUUCUUUGAUGUUGCAUUAAAAUGUAUAUUACCAUGAACUUGUGGUACUGUUGAAUGUUCUUUCCUGAGUUGAAGUCCUUGUUACAGAAGAAUAAAACACAUGUAAACCUUU